GGUAGGCUACUUCACACUCCUGAUGUGAUUGAACUCUACCGGUCACAUCUUUCCACUAGAAGCCGUGAACUUCCUUUCGAAGAUAAUCACUAAUCGAGCCAAAGUUGUUGAAACAUUGAACUCACCUUCUGAUGAAAAUAAUGAAUGGUCUCAUAUGAAUCCAGCUAUGUCUUACGAUGAGAAACAGAAUGUUCCAAAACAUGCUGCUCGUAGUUCUUUGUAUAAAGUAAAUGAAAAUAAGAAUACUUCUGGAAUUCCAUUUACAAAUGACAAUAACAGACGAGUUGACAAUACUCAUAUUCCAUAUGAACCACCAACAUAUUGUCGAGCACAUAUAACAUCUGAAAAUAUGGAUAUGGAAUGUCAAUAUAAAGAGGGUCAUUUAGACAGGAAUUAUAUACACACCAGUUGGAAUUGUUUUGUCAAUACUUCACAAAUUCAAUACCUGCCCAUACCGGAAGCAAAAAUGGAACAAAUAUCUGAAAAAGCUCAUCAAAAAAUACAUCGUGGUCUACGUGAAGCAUGUUUAGCUAUAGGGAUUGUAUUUUCAACAAUAUGUUUAUUUUGUAUUGAAUUAUUACGUAUGAUCACAUUAACUUUAUUUAAACCAUUUUUACAAUAUUUACGUUUUUUAUUACAUAUUAUUAUUAAUUGUUUUUGUGAUAUCAAUUAUAUAUGUAGUGCACAUUGGGAAAGGUUUAUUUAUCCAAUCAUUAGUUCAUGGGCUACAUAUUCACAAGAUGUAAUUGUUCCUGUAAUACGUGAAUUUCGUCCAAUUCAAAUUAAUAUACAAUCAAAACCAAUAGCAAAUCAUACAAUACAACAAUAUCGAGCCAAAGUUGUUGAAACAUUGAACUCACCUUCUGAUGAAAAUAAUGAAUGGUCUCAUAUGAAUCCAGCUAUGUCUUACGAUGAGAAACAGAAUGUUCCAAAACAUGCUGCUCGUAGUUCUUUGUAUAAAGUAAAUGAAAAUAAGAAUACUUCUGGAAUUCCAUUUACAAAUGACAAUAACAGACGAGUUGACAAUACUCAUAUUCCAUAUGAACCACCAACAUAUUGUCGAGCACAUAUAACAUCUGAAAAUAUGGAUAUGGAAUGUCAAUAUAAAGAGGGUCAUUUAGACAGGAAUUAUAUACACACCAGUUGGAAUUGUUUUGUCAAUACUUCACAAAUUCAAUACCUGCCCAUACCGGAAGCAAAAAUGGAACAAAUAUCUGAAAAAGCUCAUCAAAAAAUACAUCGUGGUCUACGUGAAGCAUGUUUAGCUAUAGGGAUUGUAUUUUCAACAAUAUGUUUAUUUUGUAUUGAAUUAUUACGUAUGAUCACAUUAACUUUAUUUAAACCAUUUUUACAAUAUUUACGUUUUUUAUUACAUAUUAUUAUUAAUUGUUUUUGUGAUAUCAAUUAUAUAUGUAGUGCACAUUGGGAAAGGUUUAUUUAUCCAAUCAUUAGUUCAUGGGCUACAUAUUCACAAGAUGUAAUUGUUCCUGUAAUACGUGAAUUUCGUCCAAUUCAAAUUAAUAUACAAUCAAAACCAAUAGCAAAUCAUACAAUACAACAAUGUUAA
Molecule: messenger RNA, 1567 nt
Organism: Schistosoma curassoni
Lineage: Eukaryota; Metazoa; Platyhelminthes; Trematoda; Strigeidida; Schistosomatidae
Source: the annotation of a GenBank genome assembly